UUCCAUUUUCAGACACAGCAAUCCAUUUUCUUCUCCGAUUGAUUGUUUAAAAAAGAAGCAUUUCGAUUUUCUCUCUCUCUCUCUCUCUCUCUCUAGAUUUUGAAGAAACCAAUUUUUAUCUUGGAACGAGCUUUCCCCAUUACCAUCUUGAACCUAACCAGGAAGAUCUAUCUAUGGCUUCAAGAACAAUCACCAAAGAUAUCAUUACUCUCCGAGGUUCUGCAGCAAUCGUCAGCGAGUUCUUCAGUUAUGCUGCGAAUAGUAUUCUGUAUAACCGCGGAGUUUAUCCAGAAGAAAGUUUCGUCAAGGUAAAGAAAUAUGGGCUUUCAAUGUUGCUCACUGAAGACGAGGGUGUCAAAUCCUUCAUGUCCAACCUAACCGCCCAGCUAUCAGAAUGGCUAGAAGCAGGGAAGUUACAGAGAGUUGUACUGGUGAUAAUGAGCAAGGCCACAUCUGAGGUACUGGAGAGAUGGAAUUUCAGUAUAGAGACUGACAAGGAGGUGGUUGAGAAGGGGGUUUCUAGGGAAAAAAGCGACAAAGAGAUCAUGAGAGAGAUUCAAGCCAUCAUGAGACAGAUAGCCUCCUGCAUUACUUACUUACCAUGCCUCGAUGAACCCCGUGUUUUUGAUGUGUUAGCAUACACAGAUACAGAUGUGGCAGUUCCAUUUACUUGGAUUGAGAGCGACGCCAAAUUGAUCAACAACCCACAAAUGGUGAAACUGCAUUCCUUUGAUACCAAGAUACACAAGGUUGAUACCCUUGUCUCAUACAAGAACGAUGAAUGGGAUGAAUAGUACUCACUCUGUGUUCGUUCUUUGCUGAUUCUACUUUACAGUUUGUGUCUUUGGUUGGGAUGUAUGAGUAAGAAUUCUGUGUGAAUGAAUUAUUCACAUAUCAGGAUGAUGAUGAAGAGAGUUUCUCGAGUAGGAAUUUUCUUGUUUGUGUACUUCAGAAUAGCAUCAAGGAAAUGAAAAGUCAUGUGACGUUUAUGUGCA
This is a messenger RNA of Macadamia integrifolia, 995 nucleotides long. Its product is annotated as mitotic spindle checkpoint protein MAD2. The transcript is spliced from 7 exons. Gene Ontology annotation, cellular component: cytoplasm; kinetochore; nucleoplasm. Lineage: Eukaryota; Viridiplantae; Streptophyta; Magnoliopsida; Proteales; Proteaceae. The coding region runs from base 174 to 794 and encodes 206 amino acids. Gene Ontology annotation, biological process: mitotic spindle assembly checkpoint signaling. The record is from RefSeq and is a predicted model, not a curated record.